GCGCUACUUGAAAAUCAUCAGAUUAUUUUAUGUUUCUGUUUAUAAAUUGGUGAGUAGGCCUAUUAUGUAAUUUUAUCUCAAACUCAGGAUUGAAACUUCUGAGAGUUAGGACUAGUUUAAUUUUUGAUUCUCCAUAAUAUAAUAAAAUAAGUGGCCACUGUCGUCUUAUAUAAUUCUCUAAACGUAAAAGGCAGUGAUUUACAUAAAAUCAUUUUAAUAACAGCCCAUUUCCAUUUAGUUUGUUUGAGAAAAGAGGUUAAUUGAAUUAAGUUUUCUCUGGGUCAACCAAACGUCAACAAAACAUUUAAUAACCCCCAGUCAGGUCUGAGUUUUGAGAAUGAAAGUGACAGUAUACGGCAUCUACAAAUUAAUGUAUUAAAGCAGCGAUUCUCAACGUGGGUCAUAUGGCCCCAGAGGACCACACCUUAUUUCUUGGGGCCACGACAACUUUAAAAAAAAAUGAUUUUAAGUAAAAAUAAGAACAGUCUCUUUGUAUUAAUAAAAAGGAUCUGGGGGAAGGGGGACGCAGAAUAAAGUAAAACGUCAAAGUGACCCACCAGAAAAAAAAUUAUAUGAUUGAAUUUAAACAUUUCUUUUGGGAAAUAAAAUAACGUUAUACCAUUAGCUUCUGUCCUAGUAAUUCCAUCUUUAUGUGUAAUUCUAAUAUAUUUAAGCUUUUCUUCUGCUACCUGAUAAUCUUAGGAAACUGAUUUGUUUUCUCCGAGAAGACCAUGAAUGAGGAUGCACUUAUUAAAAGACGAGUGAGUUUCGAGGCUGAGAAGUUUAAGAAUUUCCUAAGAAAGGAUUCACUGGGUGACGAUGAAGCAAAUAUUAGUGUACACUGGCAGGGACAAAAGAUUGGCGUGUUUACAAGUGGGGGAGACGCCCAAGGUGGGUUAAUAUCGAAGAGGAACACCUACACACAUUCAUACAGAGCUGUGGGGGACGAAUCUGAGGGAUGUGGGAACACUUUUGCUCGAUCACGAUUGUUUUAAUGGGAUCUUAUUUGUUUAAUUUUUAAAAAAAACAUGAUCACUGAGCGGUAACAUAAACUCUCUGGUAUGAUGAGAAUUAAUUUCAUUAAACUGUCGCAAAGUCUUUUAUUAAACAAAAAAAAAAUUUGGUAAUAAAAUAUGUGAGUAGAGACGGGAUCUGCAAAAUGUAAUCUUGACCUACAUAAGUGUGCAAUGUUGAAUUUAUCAACUAUAAAUUCUGUUCUGAAUUUAGUAAUGUUAAAGGCCAUCCUAAUCCCCCCUUUCUCACAUCUCCAACACAGGGAUGAAUGCUGCUGUCCGCGCCAUUGUGCGUGUGGGGAUGUUCUUAGGAUGCAAAGUUUUCUACAUCAAAGAGGUUUUUGUUUUUUGGCCAAAUGUUGACAGUUCUGUGGUUUUUAAUUUUUUUUCCUAAUUCAUUUUAAAAUAAAUUCCAUUUGAUAAAAUAGCAGUUUAAGAUGAAAGGAAGUUUUUAAAAUUUGCUUGUCGAAAAACUACUCGAAUUGCAUAGUCUACAGUAGUACACGCCGCACAAAUUUAAUAGUAUUAUUACAAUUUAACCCAUUUGGAAGUCAAUAAAAUAGCCAGAAAAAUAUAAUGUUCAAUAUAUGGUAAUAAGGGGGCAGUGGCGUAGCGAGGGUGUUUGGCGCCCGGGGACAAGAUUCGCGCCCGGGGACAAGAUCCAUUUUUAACGCCCCUUUUUUCUUUUUUUCAACUCUCAAACCCAUUAUUUUCAUCAACAAAAUAAUACCAAAGCACAUUUUGGCGCCCCUAACUAGCUGGCGCCCGGGGACAUCUGUCCUCCCCUGCCCCCACCACGCUACGCCUCUGUAAGGGGGAAAGACUGCAUUGUUCAAUAUAUGGUAAUAAGGGGGUGAGACUGAAAUUUUCAAUAUAUGGUAAUGAGGGAGAGUGACUGAAAUGUUCAAUAUAUAGUUAUAAGGGGGAGAGACUGAAAUGUUCUAUAUACUCACAAAACUAAUUUAAGUUUUGCUUUCUGAAAGAGAAAAUUAAUUUUCUGAUUGAUUAUCUUAUUUGCCAUUUAAUUUAAAUUUUAGCGCCUUUUGCAAACGACAAUAUCGUCAGAUUCUUUAAAAAUUCCUCCGCGGAAAUGGAGAUAACAAAAAAUAAAUAAAUUCUUGGUUCUAUUGCCGUUGUUCAAUGACACCAUUUGUAUGAUGAUGAUGAUUGUAUCUAUUGUGAUUCUUAAAUAUUUUGUUUACACAGGGCUACCAAGGAAUGGUAGAUGGGGGAGACAACAUUCAAGAGGCCACCUGGCAAAGUAGCUCAAAUAUUAUCAAUGUUGUGAGUUUUCAAUGUAAAAAGUGUUUUAAAAAAGUAGGCCUACUUCUUCUGCGGGUAGCUGGCUUACAUUAAUAAAAUAAAUAGGUUCUUCUAGAAACAGAGAUAGCUUUUUUGUUUUGUUUUGGUUAUAAUAAAAUUGUAAAACUUUUACGGGAUGGACCAAUAGAAUAUUACUAGAUCUAACUUUAUUUUCUAAGAAGUUUUCUCGUAUGUGUGACCUUGACCUUUCGCUUUGACCUUAGAGUUUAGAUGCUAUGAACAAUGAAGUAACACAGAGACUUCUGAAAUCUAAGAGCCCCGCCCCUAGGAUUUUAUAUUGCCAUUCAGAGAUUAUUAUUAUAAAUGUUUAUUUUCUUUUGCAACCUAUCAUCUAGGCAUUGAAAGAUCUAACAUCCUUCAGCCUGCACAAUAUCAAGAAUGUACCCUUCCAUUUAUGCAUCAAUGUCAAUAGGCUUGCCAUCGUUUUACCAGCUUGAUCUAAAUCAACAAGGAUAUGUAAUCCUAUAAGUAAUAUGAGCCAUGCAACGAGAACAGCUGCCAUUAUGAUUUGAUCAAGAGCAUUUUGCAUUGGAUGAUUAAAAAACCAAUAUUGUAUAUUUUUUCCUCCAUUUUAGGCUUCCAAUUUAUAUUGUACCAUAAUAUUGUGUACUAUAUUAAUUUACAGUAUCAAAUAUAUUGUUGACUACAUUAAUUUAAAUUAUUUGAUAAUAUUUUGCGAAAUAUCCACAUGAUAUUUUCAUUAUAUGCUAUUAUCACAUCACAUAUCUAGGGAGGAACUGUCAUUGGGAGUGCUCGAUGUAUGGAUUUUAAGGAGAGAUGGGGAAGAUUAAAAGCUGCCCAGAAUCUUAUUUAUUGGGGAAUAACCAACUUAAUUGCUAUAGGUACGACUCGUUUUCUUGUUGUUCUUUUUCAUUUUUUGUGUUACAGUAUGUCAGUAUGCAGUAUGCAGCCAUUUAUGGCUCAUAAUUUCAGAAACAUAUUUUAUGAAAUAUUACUUACCAACAACUUGUAGAUGCAAAAAAGAUAAGAUAUAUAUGAAAUAAAGAGAAUCAUAUGUCUUGAAUUACAGGACUUGUCUUCGAAUUAAGAUCAAUAACUCUUAAUGACCAUUUAUCUUCCCAACAACAAUAAUGUGAUCAAAAUAAUUUUAAAAUAUUAAACCCAAUGCUUAUUUAUUUUUGUUCAAGUUUUUAUUUAUUAUCCAUCAGUCAUUAUUAUCUCCAAUACUUACUAAUUUAUCAAUGACUGUUAAAUAAUAAAUAUAAACUUGAAAAAAUAAAUCAAUGAAAAUUUACUUUUAAAAAAUCAAUGAAUCCUUAGUUCAGGGAAGGCCUUGAUGAAUUAUGGUACGUCAUGUAACUAUAAUAUAUGCACAAGAAUGCUAUAUUUAUUGAUAUACAGUUAAAAAAUAUGUUAUAUUUAUACUAUAUCAGUUGGACAUUAAAUAGACUUACUACUUGGUGUUUACAUUGUAUGGUUUCUAUGAUUAGCUAUUUAUUUUUUGAAUAGGUGGAGAUGGCAGCUUAACUGGCGCAAACUGCUUUCGUCUAGAGUGGCCAAGUUUAGUUCGAGAGUUAGUGGACAAAGGUAAUUCCAGUGUACAGAUCUCAAUAUUUUUUUUUAUUUUAGUAAUCAAUGAAACUCUCCCCCCCCCCCCCCCCCUUUUUUUUUUUUUUUGUAAACAAUUGAACUCUCCCCCCCCCCCCCACCUUUUUUUAGGUUGCUUCUUUUCAGUUAAGAAAGUCCGUCUUCUAUAUUAAUAGUACUUAAUUUGAAUAAACUAUGAAAUGUCAUUUUUUUAAUGUUUGAAUUGAAAAAUAAUCUCCAAUUCAGUGGUUUGAAAUGUAAAGCUCACCAGCCUGCCAACUACCAUUAGGACCAUCAGUGCUUAGAAAAAUACUUUAAAGCAAAAAGCAAAAUAAUGAUGUCAAUUACAAUUCAUCCUACAUGCUCAAAGCAACUGUACUUUCCACUUACAAUGUUCAAGAUUCAUCAUUUGCUGUGCAGCAAAUUCACUGUCCAUCAAACUUACCCUGUCAAAAUACAUUCAUAACAAUUAAAACUGAAAACAAAUUCUUCACCCUGUGGACAUAGAACAAUAGUGUCAUGAUUUUUGUCACAUAAAGUAAUUAUAUUUACAAAAAGCAAACAAACUGCUGUCACACAAAGAGACAAUGCUUUCCCCCAUUGCAGACAUGAUAUCCAAGGACAAGAUAGCUCAGUGCUCCCACUUAAACAUUGUGGGGCUUGUUGGGUCAAUAGACAACGAUUUUUGUGGGACUGACAUGACCAUCGGUGUGGACUCAGCCUUACAUAGAAUACAGGAAGCUGUUGACAGCAUCAUGACAACAGCUGUCAGGUUAUUUCACACACGUAGUAUCACAGAGAUUAAAUGCUCAGACUGUCAUGUGACUAUCACAGAUAUUUAAUGUCAUGCUAUGAUGCAACUGCCAUAGGUGUUUUGUGUUAUGACAUGCAACUAUCUCAGAUAUUUAAGGCUCAAAAUUAAAACGCUAUAAAAUCUUAGAUAACUUUUGUUAAAUAAAAUUCCUAUUUUAAUUUAAAGUUUGUUUUAAAUCAGUAAAAAAGCAUAAUGUCUGGGUGAUGGCUGCUGUGUAGUUGAUAACUGGAGGAUUUUUCAAGGGCUCAAGGUGUUAUUAAAUAGGGAAUAAGAAAAAAGCUUAUAAUAUUUCUUUGUAACCAUGCAUCCCUGACAAUGGUGGUAGAGACUUUGAGAUGCUAAUGUUUUAGUUCUAGACCAAAAUCCAACAACCAUAGGUCAAGAGUGAAAAAUAAUUGCAUCAAAUUAGCAUAUGCAUGUGUCCAAGUUAUAUAGCUACAAAAGAAAACAGUUUUAACCAUUUAAGAGCUUGGACAGCCACCCCCCACUUAUUUAAAUUUUUUUAAAAGCCUUUUUUAUCACUAUGAUUGUUUAAUCAAAGGACAGUCAUUUUCUUAUUACAUUAUGCUUCAAAUUUUGUUAAAAAAAUUUUUUCCCCUCGUUACAGCCACAAACGAGGCUUUGUAUUGGAAAUCAUGGGAAGGAACUGUGGGUAAGAUUAAAUAAAAAUCACUGACACCGUCUCCACAGAAUGUCUAAAGUACUUAAUAUUUUAAUUGUAACAUCUUCUUUAUUUUUAUCUGCAUGAGCUAGUCUUUUUUGUUGUGUUUUUGGAACUUUGAUGCAUACAUUUACAUAGAUUUUCUGGAAAAUGAUUAUAUUCAAAAGUUUUGCACAAUCCAGCAUCUAAGUCCAGCAAGCAUUUCACUCUAUCAGGUAUCUCCCAUUGGCAGCUGGGAUAUCCAGUGAGGCUACAGCAAUUUUUAUACCUGAAGAUCCACCAGUGGGAGACUGGAGACAAGCGUUGUGUGAUCAAAUGACGGAGGUAAUCUCCUUAUGGGAUGGUGGGCUUUGGAGUGUUUGGAAAACUGGGGAUAUUUUAAUUUUUAAAUUUAAAGUGGAGAGUGGGUGGGGUUGAUGACAUAAAUUGAAAUUAAGUAAAGAUAAAAAAAAAUAUAAACCACCUGGUCACAAAGCUUGAGCCUUAGAUUUAUGACAUAUUGAAACCCAUUUUUAAAAAUUUACAAUUGUUUAAAAUAUUAAGAUAAUAUAACAUUUAAAAAAUAUAUAUACUUCAGAAUAAAACACCAUUAGCACAACACUCUCUUGCUUCACAGUAAAUUAAUAUUGAUCUUAAAACACCCAAACAUCUUGAUGUAUUUUUCUAGAAUUUUUUCACUGUUUAGAAAUUAAUUAAUCUGCACUAUCUUAUCUGUAUGAGUAAGAUAAAAUAACAUUUUUAAAAAAACUGCAUUUUUGUAAGAUAAGAUUCUUUAUUGAUCCAAAUAAAUGAAAAUGUUUUUGAUUAGAUUUUACCAGGGUUGUUAAUAUUGCAAUAUUGUAUUGGUAUUGGUAGUAUUGCCAAUACUUUUUUAAGUAUUGGGACGAUAUUGCAAUACUUCUUGAAAUUUGAUAUUGGUAUUGGUAUUGCCAAUAAUUAUUUUUGAUAUUGGUAUUGAUUUUUAACCAAUACUAAAAGCAAUAUUCAAUAAAUUCUCUACAACAUUGGUUGUGAAUAAAGCUGAAUAUAAUAAAUUUUUCUUUGGUGUCGCCAUCUUGCGAGUGACAUUGCCAAACAAUUUUUGAAUGAGACUGAUCAAUGAAAUGAAUGAUAAUAGAAAUCAAAUCAUAUAAUAUGAUAUCUUUGGCAAUGAGCAUUGACCAGUGACUUACCAAGGCUCGAUUAAGGCUUAGGCACUUUAGGCACCGUGCCUAGGGCCUACAAACAAAAAUAAGGCCAAACAAAGAAAAAAUAUUUUUUUUACAAAUCAUAUAUGAUAUCUUUGGCAAUGAGCAUUGACCAGUGACUUACCAAGGCUCGAUUAAGGCUUAGGCACUUUAGGCACCGUGCCUAGGGCCUACAAACAAAAAUAAGGCCAAACAAAGAAAAAAUAUUUUUUUCAUUCAUCCAUCCAUCCAUUCAUUCAUUCACAAUAUGUGUACAGUAUACAUAUUAAAAAUCUUGUUGCUUAAGGACAUUAAGGUAUGCCGACUUAUUUAAUAUGUUGUCAAAGACUUUUGAAUGAUUUGAGGAAAACUGAUGAAGCAAGUGUUAACUAUUGAACAAAAUUUGGUUAAAAAUACAUUGUCUAAAUUAGCCAAAAAUGUUGUUAUCGUUUAUCGAUGUAAGUGAUAUAGAGCGAUGAAUUACGUAUUUGCGUUUUAUUCGUCGAAUGACCCAAAUAUUGGUAUUGGUAAGGCAAUAAUAAAUAAAUAUUGGUAUUGGUAUUGCAAUACUGGUUUUAAAAUUGUAUUGGUAUUGGUAUUGCCAAUAGAUUUUACAGGCAGUAUUGGUAUUGGUAUUGCCAAUAAUUUUUUUUAGUAUUGUUAACAACCCUGGAUUUUACAUAUUCAUUUUCAGCACAUAAAUAAGUACAUAUUUUUAACCAAGAUAGCAUAUUAUAAUUAUAACUUUUAAAACACAAGACAUCUAAAGUAUUUCUCUUGCAUAGAAAUCAGCCAUAAAAGAACUCAAUUAGUGAUUACUCCUUGACAUGAGAGCUGAGAUGUUUGCAUUUUGUAAAGAUAGUGCCUGUUUGUUCCCCAUUACAGAACCUCUGUUUUUUUUGUCUGUAAGACUGUCCAUGAUCUAGUAUAUCAUGAUUUUAUGAUCCUUACAGAAAAGCAAAAGUGGUGAAGUCAGGAGAACACACAUCAUCUUAGUUGCUGAAGGUGCUAUAGAUAGGGAGGGGAAUGCCAUCAAGUGCUAUGAUGUCCAAAAGGUGAGUGAUAUCUUAAACCUGCAACAACUAAGAAUAUAAAGAAAAUGCAGGCACCCAUGUAACCUGCUUCACUUCUCCUGAACCUGCUGCUUGGCUACUCCCUCUACAGCAAGGUGUGUUUUGCAGCAGCAAAGCAACACAUGAAAGAAAAUAUCUUAACUAUGAAAAUUAAAAAAAUAAAAUAAAACAACUGAAGAAGUAAAAAAUAAUUUGAUCUUAUUCACAUUCAUUUUAUCAACAAUAUUGAAUUACAUUUUUUAAAGAAAGAAAUUGCAAUAAUAAAAUAGAUAUUUUCUCCCCAUUUGUUGAAAGUUUAUUUCAAUCAGUAAACCAAACCCUCAUAUGUUUUGUCAGCAAGAGUCAAACAGAGCUUUUUUAUAUACAAAUAAUCCAAUAAUUUUAUUGGAAAUAUAUUUAUUGAUAUUAAAGGGUAUAGAUAUAAUUUUUUAAAUAUAUUUUUUUAUCUCAAAGGUGUUGACUGACCAAAUGAAAAUGGAUGUCAGAGUUACUGUUCUUGGUCAUGUCCAGAGGGGAGGAAAUGCUUCAGCCUUUGAUAGAUUAUUGGUACCUCUUAUUGUUGUUAUUUCCCUUUUAUGUCAUUGUGUUCACCUUACAGUAAGUUGUUACAUUCCUUCAGUUUAAUAAAUAAUAGGACACAAAUAUCAUCACAUCCCAAUGGCUUACUACAGUUUUUUUUUAACCUCACCUUAUCACAAUCUUUCACAUGACACUAGAUCAGAAUUGACCAGUGUGCUUCCCUGGCUGUUAGGAAAUAAAAAAUGGCUCUUGAAACAAAAUAUUAUCUUACACCAUAUUAUGAAUGAUUUUCACACUUGAGAAAUACUUUGAAAGUGUCCCAUGUUCAAAUUGUCAGAGUUUAAUUUUUUUAAAAUCUUUAUCAGAUAGUUUAUCCAUAAUAUGCUGAAAAAACGACUAUGUUCAUAAUAUGCUGCAAAAAGGACUAUGUACAAAGUGAUCAAAACACAUCUACAUUAAUUUGGAUUGAUAAAAGACUUUUAUCCCCACAUUAAAAAGAAGUCUUGCUUGAUUUUACUUUAUUAUGAGCCUUGGUUCAUUUCAUCUUUUGUCCAUCAAGGCCACACGUAUGGGUGCUGAGGCAGUGUUAGCACUGAUGGAUGCCACACCCACCACUCCAGCAUGUGUGAUUUGUUUGGAUGGUAGUGAUAUUGUACGGAGACACUUGCUUAAUGCUGUACAGAAAGUAGGUUGCGUAUAUUUUAACACAUAUUUUAAUAUUUUAAAUAUUAAAGGGGGGGGGGGUAGUAAAUGUUUCUUAAUUUUUUUAAGUAAUAAAAAUGAGUGAAGAUUUUGUUCUAUCAUGAUAGUAGUUGAAUUAAAAAUAACUUAUUAAUCUCUAACCAAAAUGUUUAACAGACUAAAAAGGUUGUUGAGCUGAUGGGGGAGAGAAGAUUUGAAGAUGUAGUUCAGCUGAGAGGCAGGUAAGACAGAGAAUAGAUUUGUCUAAAGUAACCAAAAUUAAUUACUCCUGUUUGUUGGAAUAAACUCUCUCCUUUACAACUUGUGUGUGAGACUAAUGUUGACAUGAUCCUCUGUCAUUGGGGCCUUUUAUGUCAAUGCUGUCACUAUGGAGCUCAGUUAAUUUUCUAUAAAUAUGUAACUUGAGGCAUAUUCUCUAGAUAAAUAAUUGAACAAGAUAUUUUAGGCUUGAAAAAAUAAAGACAGACCAAUUAAAAUAUCUAUUUAUUAUUUUUUUUCCAAGCCUUAAAAUAUCAGGCUCCACUAUUUAUUUACUUCACACAGCUUGAACGCAGUCCCCCCACCUUAUAUUAUCCAUAUUAUGUAUGUUGGAUCUUGUGGUACUUUAUUUCUAUAGAAAACACUGUAUAACAAAUAAAAGUCUGUUCUCACAUCUUCAGGCAAACUGCCAAGUACCUGAGUAUCUAUUCGAGUAUGGUCAAGGUCAUUCCACAUCCUCUUCUUUUAACUCCUGGGAAAAAGGUUGAUAAUAAGAAUAUAUAUAUACAUAUAUUUAAAGCUAUUAUUUGUUUGAUUCAUUAUCCUGUUCAUAUUUUAUUUUGAUAGUGUUAACAUCAAAAGGGUAAGACAACAGAUAUUAUUCCGACUUCAGUGUUUGUUGAUUUUUAGCAGGGGUUACCUGCCACUCAAGAAUAACUGUCUUACCUGGCUAAACGUUUUCAUCACCCAGUGGCUAUUAAUCCAUAGCAGAGCUACAUCUACAGUUGAAUUUGAAUCCACUCUCAUUCAAGGGGCAGACAAGGUUUUAAUUGCACCACAUGGUAGACAACUUUGAUUUUUAAAAAGAAUUACAAAUAAUUUUUUUUUUCCUGUCACCAUUUUUGCAACAGAUAUAAAGAUACAAAAUAAAGAAUAGACACAAGAUUUUACCUUUUAAAAUGUUAUAUUGGUUGGAUGAUUAAUGAAAAAACAAAACAUGGUUGUCUUUAAGUGGAGAAGUAUGAUUUGAUUUAAGAAAAUUCCAGCAAAGAAGAACACUACUUUCAGCCAUGUUAUGAAAAGGGAAAGUUUGUUCCCUGUGUUAAGUCAGUUACUAGGAUCAUGCCUUUAGAAAAUUUCUUUGAAUAAACCGAGAAUCACAUUUUCUGAAUUUUUCUACUAAAUAAUUGAACACUUAAUUCAAAAAUGUGUUUCAGAAAAUUUAUCGCAUUGCACUGAUCCAUGUGGGGCACCCUGCAUGUGGAAUGAAUGCUGUGGCUCGAGGCUUUGUCAGUAUAUGUAUUAGCAGGGGUUAUGAACCGUUGUUCAUCUACAACAGUUGGGAAGGACUCAUAACCCAUCAGGUAUUUCAGUUCAAUUGAAGUAAAAAAAUGUAAUCAUUAUCUGAACCAUGAACAUUGUUGAUAAAAGCAGAUUGUCAUGUAACCUGUAAAUAUUGUAAAGCAUAAUCACCCUGCAUGCUGCACUCCUGAGAUGGUUGUCUGUACCUAAAUGCACAGGAAGGCCUCAUCUUUUUAAAAAAAUUAGUUUUAAUGGGUGAAAUGGAACAGACCUUUGACAAACUACUUUAAGCAGUGAAAUAAAACAGAGAUAAUUAUAGAAUUAAUAUGAAAUUUCAGUAAGUCUUGUGUGUGACCACGAGAUGUUUGGAAGUCUUGUGUGUGACCACGGGAUGUUUGGAUGUAAUUUGGUCUGAAAUUUGUAACAUUUGAAACAAUUUAGGUGAAAAAAAUGUCAUGGAAUGAUGUUCACCACUGGACUAGUGCUGGGGGCUCUCUACUGGGGACAAGCACGUAAGUCUGAUCAAAUAUGGGGAAUAUGGGUUACUUGGGAUAAGUCUUAUGUAAUGUUAGUCUAGCCUCAUUAUGGCAAAUUUUUUUUAAAUUUUAGAGAAGAAUGAAUAAUGUACAGGUGUAGAGCUUUCUACUGCGUGUUUGAGCCUCCCAAAGAUAUCUGGGGAAGAGUUACCAUGUUCAUACUUUGUGGCAUAAUCAUUAUAUAAUCAUUUCUGUAUCAACAAUAUGGUGUAGCACUGGUUCUGAUGGUGCAAUAAUUUGGGCAGUGAGCCAUGGUGCAAUAAUUUGGGCACUGAGUCAUGGUGAAAUAAUUUGGACAGUGAGCCAUGGUGCAAUAAUUUGGGCACUGAGUCAUGGUGAAAUAAUUUGGACAGUGAGCCAUGGUGCAAUAAUUUGGGCACUGAGCCAUGCUGCAGUAAUUUUGGCACUGAUCUAUGCUGCAAUAAUUGGGCACUAAGCCACAAUGCAAUAAUUUGGGCACUGAGCCAUGCUGCAGUAAUUUGGGCACUGAGCCAUGGGGAAUUAAUUAUCUGCUGGUCCAUAACACUAAAAAGUUUAAGAACCACUGCUGUAUAUCUUAUAUCAGCGGGUCAACAACCUAAAACAUUUUUAUCUUUCUGUUUUUACUCUUAAACAGCAAAACAGCUGGGGAAAUCGGCAUAUCCAUUUUGUCCAGCAGCUUACGCCAAAAAGACAUAUCUGGACUAAUCAUUGUAGGUGGAUUUGAGGUACAUUGACUUGAGCUGAAAUAAUCUUAUUUUUACUUAUUGAACAAACUCAUGAGAUCCAAAGGGGGGGGGGGAUAUUCUAAGAACUUUAAUUGCGGCUGCAAACCAUUCCAUCUCACGUCAAGUAAAGACUUAUGCAGGAGUAGCCAUUUUGGGGGGGAGGAAUUAUGAUCAAAGGUGUUAUAGGUCUAAAGCAAAAACCUGGGACUGGUCUGAUUAAAGACUAAUAAUUUUUCAACUCUAAUUUAACUACAAUAAUUUGUCGCUGCUGCUUUGUGGUGAUUUAGAGUAAAAUAUAUUUUUGUGUUGUGUUAGUUUUUGGAGUAAAAUAGAUUGUUGUUGUGUUAGAUUAUAAAGUAUAUACAAGCUUAACUUUGUCAAUGCAUGUAUUGAACAGGAUGAAAUCAUAUUUUCUUCCAUUACAAUUGUAAGAAAUUCAUGAAAUCUUCAAUAUUCUUUGUGUCAUAUUUAACAUGCAGGCAUUUCAAAGUGCAUUUGAACUACUAAAAGGGAGAGAAAACUACCCUGAGUUAAAUAUUCCCAUGAUUGUGGUCCCUGCUACUAUAUCCAACAAUGUACCUGGCUGUUAUAUGAGCAUUGGAUGUGAUACAGCAAUCAAUCAGAUAUGCAAGGUGACUCAUUAAAUAUAAGAUGUGAUAGAAGUCAGUCAGAUAUAUAAAGUAGCGUUAUCACUAUAAGAUGAGAUAUUCAUUGGUGAUUUAAAAACAAAUAAGCUAAAUGUAGCAGAGUGGUGAGAGUGGUUGAUUGGUUGGCCACACAAUUUUACUCUGCUUGCAGCACCAAAAACGGUAGCCGUGUGAUGAGUGACAGUUGACUGUUUUAAAUAUAUUUAGAAUAUAAGCUCAAGAAAUUCAGGUCCUGAGAACCAAAGCCGUUUAUUUGUGUUUAGAGUGUUGUCUAUAAAAGGAGUGGUAGAAAUAAAAAGCCGAAGAAAAAUCCAAAGAAAAGGGACAUCAAUGUGGUGCAAGCAAAUGAUGGUGGCGCGCUCUAGGGGUGUGACUGAAACUAUGAAUGAUCUCCCAUUUGCGCUUUUCCUAUAAACAAAGUCACUCAGACACACGAGGAAGCAACUACGUCACACCUGGGCCAAGCCUGUCUGGAAACUGACUUCUGUUAGAUUCAUUGUGGGUGUCUUUUUCACGUUUAGUCUCGUCUAUCUGAGAUAAAGUUGUAUAUUUAAAUGAGUUAAAUGGUCUUUGGGAUAUAUAUAUCCAGAAGGGGUUGGGAUCCCCAUGGCUGAAUGUCAAAACUUACUUAAUAUUACAAUAACCUCUAAAGAUGCAGACUUGCAAAUAUUCUAAGAUAUAUUGCAUGGCAUUCCCUUUCCGGCCAGAUAUAGCUUAUCGCAUAAUUCCCUAGGGUUUCUGAGAAAAAAAUUAUUGAACUUAUACAAAUAGCACAAAUUGUGAUUCCCUAUCAUGACGGUGGGAAGAGAGGCAGUCACACAGUGUUGUGGUAACCUGACCCCUGGCGCAAACAUUGUCACAUAAAUAGGAACAUAGAGUUGAAGUAAAAAAAAUUAAUAGAUGUAAUUUCUUUUUCCAUGAUCAGGCAUUUAUUUAAUAACUCUACAACUGAAUGUCAGUCCAAAGCAGUCUGUGAGUCAAAUAUUCAAGGGGUAAUAAGUAAUAAUGUAUUCUCUCCCCUGUAUGCUGUAGGCGUGUGAUGAACUCAAGCAGUCAGCAUUUAGCAUCCAGAAGUGCGUGUUUGUUGUUGAGGUAGGGGGGGACAAUUGCGGUUGCCUAGCAACACUCUCUGGGAUUGCUUCAGGGUCUGAUUGUGCCUUCAUCAAAGAAGAACCUUUUACAGUUCGAGACAUUCAGGUACAUACUUAACUAGUCAACGAUUGUAGAAAUAAAGAAUCCACUUGAUGAGCUUGAGGUUUAACUGGAUCAGGGUAAGCUUUCAGAUGUUACCAUUAUGAUACCAAAUGCAGCUUUCAUUGGACACACUUUCAACUAUUUAAUUUUUUUUUUCAUCUCUUUUUGGACAUUGUUCAAAACUAUAAAGUAACUACAUUCUAAACAGAAUUAAUUUUCUCCACAGUCUAUCUGUAAGAAACUAAUGGAUAAGCAGGAGCACUCGGGAGUUCGGCAAGGACUUAUCAUAAGGUAGGAGUUUGGCAUGGACUUAUCAUAAGGUAGGAGUUUGGCAUGUACUUAUCAUAAAGUAGGAGUUCGGCAAGGACUUAUCAUAUGGUAAAAAACUCUAAACAGUUGGCAGGCCUACUUUUUUUUUCAAAGUGUUUGAACACUCACGCCAGUGGCCCUUGCGAAAUGAUUUUGGUUGUGGGCCAUAUGCAACCCCCCCAGCACCCACUUGGUGGCCCACUAAGUAACGAAAUAUUCAUUAUUAUAUUUAUUAUUAUUUUCUUAAUAGCUUUCACUCCUGUCAUAUUAUCUUUCGGCACGCACUAGUUUUUCAUAAAGUAUUACGGUCCACCUUACAUUUUGAGUUGUGCAGGCCUGCUUUACAGUGCUGACACAAAUUAAUAUUGAGCUUAAAAAUGGAAUGAUUGUUUUUUGUAAUAUUAUAAAUCCUUUACAUUAACUUCGCUUUUGUUUAUGGGUUUGUGGCAAAAUCUUCGGAAGGCUCUCAAAUGUUAAGCAACCAUCCCCAUCCUCAAACCCCAAAAAACAGUAUUUCCUGUUUUUCAACAGGGGUGGAAUGUUAAUGCUUUGUUCAAUGGGUGCGUGCGUUGGUGUGGAGAUUAAUUGUGCAGCUGUUGCUAUGUGCUCUGUAUUUCUGAUGUAUUUGGGUAUGCAGUAAAAUAAAAUGUAUUUAACGAAGGGGAAAAAUGAAGGAAAUAUGAAAGGUGUUCUUGCCAGAAGUUUACCCAUUGACAUAACCACUUGUUAAUAAAUGAUAAAUCACGCACAAUCACAUAAAUGCAAACAAAAAUGCAUAGAAAGGAUUUAUAGGAAAAACUUUAUUUUUAGGAGUUGUUUUUAUUAACUUAUAUAUAUUUUUUUUUAAUGUUCUGCGUCUGAUUUUUAAAUGUGGUAAAUUUUAGAUUGCUUUUAUUUCUCUUUAUAAUGUGGUUGACUUUGUACCGCACUUCGAGCUUUUGGGGAUGAAGCGUGUUUUUCAAAUAAACUGUAUUAAUUAUUAUUAUUUUAUUAUAUGUUAUGUUAUAUUUGAGCCAUGAUUUAUUUUCUCAGAAAUGAAAACGCAAACCCAAACUUAACAACAGACUUUAUUUAUCGCUUGCUCAGCAAGGAAGGAAAAGAUUCUUUUCAAACCAGGUAACACAAUUUCUUACGUGAAGUGUUUACAGCAGUGAGCAAAUAAAUUCUUGAUGUUAAAUGUAUUUUUAAAAAAUUGGGAAUGUGAGACUUUGUGAUUUAACUUGGCAGGGGCUGCGACCAAGACUUAGAUCUUGUAUACAAGCCUGGUCAAUAUGGCAUACUAAAUACAUGUAUUUGUAGGUGUAUUUAGCUCAUCUUUCUCUACAUUAGUAUUAGGACCCAAAAAUAAAUUUCCAAAUCCUCCAGUAUAUUUUAAACUAAUUAGGGGAUGGAAAGGGGAAUUUUAGAAGGAGCAACUCUUGCAGAUUUAAACAUAGUUGUUUAGUUGAUGAUGAUGAUGAUUGAUUAUUUAUAUAGUGCUUGUCUCCAUGCUAUUUUAGCAUGCUGAGUGUGCGCUGAUGUCAUAAACCUUAUUUAAAGAAAAAUGUCUCUUAAAUGAUUUAUCAUUUUUAAAAUUCCUCAUAGACUGAGGCAAACUGUUCCAUAAUUUAGUAGCCAUUGCUUCAAAAGAGCGCACUCCAAAGGACAUCUUUCUGUGUCCAUCCACACUGGGAACUCCAAGUUGGGACUGUGAUGAAGUUAACUCCCCUUGCAAAGCUUACAAGUUAUUUUGAAACUUUUUUUAUAAACAAUUUAUCUUCAUACUGCAAAAUGAUUGCAUAUAGUAAACAACUAGAUGGCAUGCCAUAAGUGUUACUGUAUUUGUUGCAGGCAAGCAUUGCGAUGGCAUGCUAUAAGUGUUACUGUAUUUGUUACAGGCAAGCAGUGCUGGGACACACACAAGAGGGCUACAAGGCUUCCCCAUAUGACAGAAUUGCAGGAAUUAAAGCUGGAUGUCUAGCCACAGAGUGGAUGAUACACACAUUGGAGAUGUGUGGUGCUAAAGAUGGAGGUAUAUAAUGUGCUAGUGGCAUCUUUGAUCAUAGUCCUGUCAAAUGGAGGUAUGCAAUGUGCUAAUGGCAUCUGUUAUCUUAGUCCUGUCUGAGUGCUUUGGGUGAUCAAGUAAUAUUUUUCCCAGUAAAGUAAUGAGAUAUCAAAAAUGUUCACUUUCUCAGGCUGAUUUCUUAUUUUUAAAUGUGCAGCCCAGAUCGUCACUGACUCAUCUUCCACUGUGGUUGUGUCCCCCAUAGCUACAGGCUUGAAUGAACCAGUCCCCGUCUCGGAGCUUGUUCAUCAGACAGAUUUUGAGUAAGUUUUUCUAGACCCACCCACCUGGAGUUUUUUAAAUUAUUUUUUACAGAAACAUUUUGUGAACACUUCAUGUCUCUGAACAUGGAUAGCAGUAAUUGGCUGAAACUAAAAUGAAAUGUCUUAUCCUAUUGCGUGAUGUGCUGUUUUACUGAGUAAACAAAGGACUAAAAAUUGGGUGAUUGAAAAAAAAACACUAAAUAACUAACAACAAAAAAUAAUAAUAUGGUGGUUUUGCUUGACUUUGAUAGAAAGAUAGAAAUUGGAGAAGGAAGAGAAACAGUGAGAAGCAUGAGGGGGAAAAACAAUAAUUAUGAAAUGCAAGAGAGAAAAAUAAUAAUCUGAUGUUAUUCUCACAGGAACAGACUGCCAAAAGUGCAGUGGUGGAUGAAGUUAAGAACUCUCCUGGAUAUACUCUCAUGGCCAAUGGAGCAGCAAAACAGCAAACCCGCCAUUAAUUCAUUCAAGUGAUACAGCAAGAAUUCAUUUUCCUGAUUAAAUAGCAUACCCAUGUAGAUUUCAUAAUGUGAAGUCAUUGAAUAAUUUGGCCAUAUUGAAUAAGUUGAUAUUUUUUAAACACGUCUAUUGAAUAUUUUAAUUUAAAUCAAGACAGCAGAAAAUAUUAUUUAAAAUAUUAAUUAUUUUUUCUUCAAAAAAGGAUAUAUUACAUUUUAAGUGAAUGUAAAUUUGUUACCCUUUGCCCAUCAAUAUUGAUUGUGUUGAAAGAACAAUGGAACUGCUACAUGAACCAUUCCAUAAACUAUACAGCAUCGCUGGUAUAAACUCGUUUAUCAAUAAAAAAAAUAAUUCAUGGACUGCUGUUCAAAAGGAUGUCCUAAACUUAAUGUCAUUAAAAUGACAGGAACACAAUUCUUAUGUUUCCUCUCAUUUUCUGACAUGGAAAUGUCAUGUUCAAAUUUCAACCCAGCUGAACCUCCAUCUCUUGAUUUGUUGUUAUUUGCCUUCUCAUUUGGCUCAGCAUUCUAAAAUUCCUAUUUCCUUAAUUUUUCUUAACACAACUAUUUCAACAUGUAAAAACCAUAAUAUGCCAAACUAAGUCCUGUUUAAUUUAGUAACAUGACAAAGAGACAUUGGGCAGCAAUGAAUAUUGUCAUAUUAUGUGAGACACAAGAAAUAAGUAAAGAAAUCAUCAUAAUGGUAAGAAAGAAACAACUUUCCAACAAAUAACACACAAACACAAAAGAAAUUCAGACAAAUCAAGAAAAAAAUGUUUGAGGAACAGACAAGACACCUACAAAUUACAAAACAAGGGUAGAUACAAAAAAAAAAAUCCACACAAAUUAAGAUAACCAACAAGACUCCCAGUUUGAGAUUCAGCACAUAUCACAAUUUAUUGGAACAUCAUUUACAGAAAAUAUGCACAACUGGAAGUCACCAGAACAGUGGUUCUCAACCUUUCUAAUGCCACGACCCUUUCAUACAGUUCCUCAUGUUGUGGAGACCCCUAACAAUCAAUUAUUUUUGUUGAUACUUCAUAACUGUAGAGUAAAUGUGUUUUAAGAUGGUCUUACGCAACCCACAGGUUGAGAACCGCUGCACUAGAACAAUGCAACAGUUACUGGCAUUCAAAUACUCAUUUUAAAAAUAAGUAAAGAAAUUUGUGUUAUUUAAAUUCUAACUAUGAUCACUAAAAAGAGUUGGUUUGACAAGAAACUACUUGCUUGAAAAAUUGUAAGCAGUCGGAAUUUGAAAUAAAUUCAUUCCCCAAUGGUUGAAAUGUUAUGUUUAUUAAUGUAUCGGCUGUUGCAUUGCCUUUCGACUAUCCAGAACAAUUGGUCAAAAUCAAUUCAAAUAAAAUGGUGGAUAAAUAUAUUUACAAUGACUAGUUAUGUUAUUCUUGCUUCAUUGUCAUGAAUUUGUUAU
Messenger RNA from Lymnaea stagnalis (great pond snail), 17903 nucleotides. The record is from the annotation of a GenBank genome assembly. Lineage: Eukaryota; Metazoa; Mollusca; Gastropoda; Lymnaeidae.